Messenger RNA from Anguilla anguilla (European eel), 1185 nucleotides. It is a transcript of the gene rfxank, whose product is annotated as regulatory factor X-associated ankyrin-containing protein. The coding region runs from base 276 to 1166 and encodes 296 amino acids. The record is from RefSeq and is a predicted model, not a curated record. Gene Ontology annotation, cellular component: nucleus. Gene Ontology annotation, biological process: regulation of transcription by RNA polymerase II. Gene Ontology annotation, molecular function: protein binding. The transcript is spliced from 8 exons. NCBI's taxonomy places the organism in Eukaryota, Metazoa, Chordata, Actinopteri, Anguilliformes, Anguillidae.
GCUAAACAAAUGUGUAUCAGUGAAUGUCUCUGGUAAUCAGCAGCAAAGUACACUUGAUAAAUAAUAUUAUUUACGUGAAAGCGAAGUGGCGUUGACAUAAAAUAUAUUUCGAAAAAUUUGUUUUAUUCAUUUCCAUGAAGUCCCUCAAUUGCAUUAUGGGAUUUCUUAAACAAAUUUAGUUUCACUUUUGAUAGUGAUAUCAGGAAGUUAAUGACACAAGAGCUUGCAAGCGCCACUGGUAAUGUUCUACAUUUUAAUCUAUUAUAAGGGGCAGAAUGGAAACUGCUGAAGGAGAUGUGGAAUCUCAGUGUUCUUCCAGUUUGCAGCCAACAUCCAGCGACGCAACUGCACAAAUGACACUAGCAGACCAACAGGCAGCCAGCAGUGACAGCUCAGAUCAAGAGACAUUAGUGCUUAAUUUGUACCCAAUUGACCCACCAGUAAUCAGCCAUGAGCUAAAUGAUGUCCCAGUUGCCUCAAAUGGAGCACCUCUCAUGGGCCUAACCGUCACCGCAGAAAACAAGAACGAGGAUAGUUUAUUCAAACACUCCACAACUCUAACCAACAGGCAGCGUGGGAAUGAGGUCACAGCUCUACCGGCCACUUUAGACACUCUCUCAGUUCACCAGCUGGCUGCACAGGGUGAGGUCACGCAGCUAGCAGCACACCUGAGCAGAGACAGGUCUCUGGUGAACAGUCGAGACGAGCGGGAAUUCACUCCCCUCAUGUGGGCUGCAGCGUUCGGGGAGAUCGCAGUGGUGGAAUUCCUCCUGGAGAAGGGAGCAGAUCCUAAAGCUCUGGCUCGAGAGAGAGAGAGCGCCCUGACGCUGGCCAGCUCCGGCGGCUACGCCGACAUCAUCAGCAUCCUUCUCCAGCACGGCGUGGACAUAAACACAUACGACUGGAAUGGAGGAACGCCUCUCCUCUAUGCAGUACGGGGGAACCACGUGAAGUGUGUGGACACCCUCCUGGGUGAGUCUGCGCUCCCAUCCAUGACCUCAGCUCACAAACACGGGUUCCGCCCGUGUGCUGUCAGUCACGGUGGCUCUGGGUGUCCUAUGCGUUUCAGCCGGGGGGGCAGAUCUGACGGUGGAAGCAGACUCUGGGUACAGCCCUAUGGACCUUGCUGUGGCUCUGGGACACAAGAAGGUCCAAAAGGUGAUUGAGAAUCACAUCCUGAAACUG